CCUUCAACGCAGACAGACUUUGACAGCAACAGUUUGUUCACGAUGCUGCUCGCAGCUGUUUUCUGUUUGUUUGCAUCCUCUGUGAAGAUUGUCUCAGGCGCAGAUUGGUGCUACCAGUCUCAAGUUUCAUGCAAUUACACCUGCACAGGUCCAGAAGUGUGGGCAGCGGUUUCAGAGGACUGCAGCGGCAGAUCACAGUCUCCAGUUAACAUAAUGACAAAGAAAAUACUCCUGGAUGAACGCCUGACCUCUUUUGAACUCAUCGGCUAUCAAGAAACUUUUCAUGGUCGCCUUACAAACAACGGUCACACCGUUCAACUGGAUUUGCCCGCCACUAUGAGAAUCAAAGGAGGAAAUCUGCCUACAACAUACAAGGCACUUCAAGUUCACCUGCAUUGGGGCAAAAAUGGAGGACCAGGGUCUGAACACACGAUUGAUGGAGAACAAUUUCCAAUGGAGAUGCACAUCGUCCACAUAAAAGAGGAGUAUGAGUCUUUAUCCCAGGCUGUAAGAGACCGCACAGGCGUGGCUGUUCUUGGUUUUUUCUUUCAGGAGUCCAAGUCUGCAAAUAAGAAAUUUGAUCCGUUGAUAAAUGCUCUGAAGUAUAUCACAGAACCAAACAACAGCACGACACUGACGGGAGUGUCCCUGGAAAUGUUCAUUCCUCACAAGGACAAUAUGACCAAGUACUUUCGCUAUGAUGGCUCUCUGACUACACCUAACUGUGCUGAAGCUGUCGUCUGGAGUGUGUUUGAAAACACCAUUCCUCUCAGCAGGGAUCAGCUCACUGCGUUCUCCCAGCUUCUGUAUCCUGAUGGAAAGCAGAUGGUCAACACCUACAGACCAGUGCAGCCCAUGAAUGCACGGCAGGUGUAUUACUCCGGUGGCCACGUUGCUCUGGUUAGCACUGUGUUACUCUUCGUGUCAGUGCUGGUAUCCAGUGCACUCUCUCUGCACACUGCAGGAUGAAAGCUUCAUGUUUUAUUUACUCAGCCUUUAUGAACAAUUGAUGAUUGUCACAUAUAAUGAACUGUA
Larimichthys crocea (large yellow croaker) is the source of this 1035-nucleotide messenger RNA. RefSeq names its product carbonic anhydrase IV b (gene ca4b). Bases 43 to 969 code for a protein of 308 amino acids. Gene Ontology annotation, cellular component: plasma membrane. Gene Ontology annotation, molecular function: zinc ion binding; carbonate dehydratase activity. The transcript is spliced from 8 exons. NCBI's taxonomy places the organism in Eukaryota, Metazoa, Chordata, Actinopteri, Sciaenidae. The record is from RefSeq and is a predicted model, not a curated record.